AUGCCGCAUGGUAUAAAGAUGCUACGAUUCAGUUCAUCCAAGCCCAAACUAGCGUUUGUGAGACUUUUCUCUCGUAAAAGGUUGCUAUUGAAACUAUUGAUGAUGGUUGCUGUGUUAGCUAUCAUUUCGUACUUGACUCUACUUGAGUCAGUAGCGAAUGGAUUCCCACUUGAUUUCCAUUCAGAGGCAUUCAUCAAAGCGCUGCCUGAUACUCUGAAGCUUCAGGAACUUGUUGAUUCUGAAGCCAACAAGGCCAUUUUUGUACAUCUUCAGCAUUCAAAUAAUGCAUUCUACGAUACUCUGGAGAACGUAUUGGGAACACUCGAUUUCGUUACAUUCCACCAAUACCAGAGACAACCAUACGUGGCCAAUGGAUACAUCGGUUCUCGGAUCCCUGUUUUAGGUCAGGGUUUUGCCUACGACACGCUUUCUGUUGAUGUUUCUGCGUCAGAAGACGAUCUUUCCAAUGGUUGGCCUCUCUUCAAUAGGAGAUAUGCUGGAGCGUUUGCAGCUGGUUUCUUUGAUGCUCAAAAAAACACCACAGAGACAAACUUUCCCUGGCUUCUUCAGUAUGGCUACGAGAGUGUCAUUUCGGCCAUUCCUCAAUGGACCGGGCUCUCCAUAGUUUCUCAUGGAGCAGAUGGAAAGUUGUUUGCAUUGGAUCCUCAACAACUGAGCGAUACAUGGGGCUCUAUUUCCCUGUAUGUUCAGAACAUGUCGUUGGCAGAUGGAGUGGUGUCUACUCUGUUUGUUUGGCUUGACUCCUUACAUGUCCAGUAUGAUGUGUUUGCUUACCGGGACAAUCCAAAUUUGGGAGUUGUGGACUUGAAGAUCACCAACACCGCAUCUAACGUAGUUCAGUUCAACGUUUCAGACAUGUUGAGCGGUGAUACUGCCCAACGGUGUAACAUAAAAGAUGCAAAAGUGGAGCCUGGAAGUGGCAUAUACUUGCAGUACCAGCCUAUUGGAGUUGCAGACGUUUAUGCUGCCACUUACUCGAGCUUGCGCUUCCUGGAGAACAAAUGUAUUGAUUCAAUUUUCUCGUCAUCGUCCAACAAUGUGUCACAGACGCUUGUUUUUCAAUUGGAACCUGGUGAGGAAUUGAGUGUGUCUAAGUUCGUGGGUAUAGUCACCUCGGACAUAGAUCCAGAUACAUACAAGCUGUAUGAUCUGGUACUCUCCAAAGCGCGUGCAACGUCUUUGAAAUGUGGCGACUUAUCAUCUGUUCUUACGUCUCACCGGAAUUCUUGGGCCGAUAUUGUUUCUUCUGGACUUCAGGUUGAAUUUCCUGAUGACCCUUUACUUACGCUCGCUACUAGAUCAUCGCUCUUUCAUCUUUCUGCGAACACCCGUUCUAUGGCUUCGGGAGUCACUGCAGCAUUAUCUGUUGGAGGACUUUCUUCUGAUUCUUAUGCUGGAAUGGUCUUCUGGGAUACUGACCUUUGGAUCAUGAACGGCUUGUUACCUUGGAAUCCUCUGCACGCUCGUAGUCUUAUCAACUACAGAGUCCAUACUCAUCAACAGGCACUCGAUAACAUACACAGCCCUCUGGCUCCAAAAUCUUUCCAAGGUGCUGCGUACCCAUGGACAUCAGGUAGAUACGGAAACUGUACUUCCACUGGACCUUGUUUCGACUAUGAGUACCAUAUCAAUUUUGCAGUGGCCAUAGCAGCAUGGGAAGCAUAUUUGAGUGGAGCAGCGGACGAUGAAUUCCUUGAACUGGUUGCAUAUCCUUUGAUUAAUGAUGCUGCAACCUUCUUGGCCUCCUAUGUCGAGUAUAAUGAUACUUUGGGGAAGUACACCACUCGAAACUUGACGGAUCCUGACGAAUACGCCAAUCAUGUCGAUAACGGUGCAUAUACCAAUGCGGCUAUAUCGCUCACUAUGAAAUGGGCCCAAGCAGUGCUUCAACACUUGGGUAAGCCAGUUCCUGAACUUUUCACUAAGAUUUUGGGCAACGUUCAUCUUCCAACAUCGCCCGAUGACGAUGACAUUGUUCUAGAGUACACAGGCAUGAAUUCUUCUGUUGGAAUCAAACAGGCAGAUGUAAUCAUGAUCACCUACCCUCUUGAGAAUGAACUUAUUACUCAUGAUCAAGCUGUUGCGAAUAUGGAGUUCUACCUGACGAAGCAAGUCAGUUUCGGACCAGCCAUGACGUUCCCCAUUUUUCUGAUUGUUGCUUCAGCUUUGCAGGAUACUGGCUGUUCAUCGCAGUCGUACUUGCUGAAAGCCGUACAGCCAUUCUUGCGUGGUCCAUUUGCUCAGUUUUCAGAGCAGAAUAAUGAUGUUUAUAAAACAAACGGAGGCACCCAUCCCGCGUUCCCAUUCAUGACUGCUCAUGGGGGUCUUUUACAAGCUGUUUUAAAGGGUCUUCUUGGGCUCCGCUACGAUUUCCGCGUUGAAAAUGGCAAAAUCGUUCGUGAGUUGAAGUUAGAUCCCAUCAAGCUCAAAAAUUUGCCUAGUGGAGUAGUCUUCCAAGGAAUUCACUACAUGAAUCAUACAUUAUCUUUGAAUUUGACGAGUUCGGGGUUGGUUGUGACGGAUCAUAGCCAAGAGCCAGGAUCUGUUGACGAGAUCGAAAUUGUUCUUGGCUCUAGACUUCACAACUCCACCCGUUUUGCUAUUUCCCAAGGAGAUCAAGUAGUCUUACCAUUGUUUGAUACAAGUGAGGCUUUCUCUAACAGUUUAACAGAGUGCUAUAAGGCUUCAUUCACCAAUAUCACCGAUGGAGCGUAUGGCGAUGCCACCGUUCUGGUUAACGAUGGCGAUAAUACCACUCAUUGGCAGGGCUUGUUCAAUACAACUGGUAAAAUUUUGAUUGAUCUCAAGUCAAAGACAAAGUUGACCUCUGGAAAUAUCAAUUGGGGUGACCGUCCACCCACCAGUGUCAAAAUUCUGAUUUCUAAGAAUGAAGAGUUUGAACUGUCUAUUGACUACUUGAGUCAAGUGGAUUUUGGUAAUGGACUAUACAAAAAGUACUGGUUUGCUAAUUCUAACGGACAAACAACUACUCAGAAUGACGUCUUCGAUGAGGUGUUUUCAAGCUCUGUCUCGAUUAGCUCACCUUUCAAUAUUGAAGACCAGCCCAAGAUUAUCUUGCCAACGAAUCAUAACACCACAUCGAUUGAAUUCCCGGAUAACACAAUGGGCAGAUUCGUGUUACUUGAAUUUGACGGUGUUCACGACGAAGCAGAUGAAGAAGGUGCAAAAUUAUAUGAGGUUGUUUUCAGUUAA
Messenger RNA from Sungouiella intermedia, 3234 nucleotides. The record is from the annotation of a GenBank genome assembly. Lineage: Eukaryota; Fungi; Ascomycota; Pichiomycetes; Serinales; Metschnikowiaceae.